AUGGUCGUUUCUAAUCACUCUCUCUUUGCAAUAUUGCAAGGUGCUUCGUUCCUCACAGUUUUGGUUCAGGCAAAUCAUGUGGAUCGAACAGGAUUCAUUAGUAUAGACUGUGGGAUAUCGGACGUCUCAAUCUACAUAGAUGAAGAAACGGGUAUCACUUACCUCUCGGACACAAACUUCACGGAUUACGGUGAAAACAGGGAAAUUUCAGCAUCAUACAAAGAGGAAAUCAAUGAGCAGCAGUUUUGGAAUGUCCGAAGCUUCCCUGAAGGAACCAGGAACUGUUACACCCUGAGCCCUUUGGAAGGCAAAGAUACUAGGUAUUUGAUCCGAGCAAGGUUCAUGUAUGGAAACUACGAUAAAAGACGCCAAGAACCAAAAUUCGAGUUGCAUAUUGGAGUUGACCUUUGGGACACGGUGAUAAUCGAGAGCGCGGAUGCUGUAAUAAACAAGGAAAUCAUACAUGUCCCUUCAUCUGACGAUAUACAUAUUUGUCUAGUUAACACAGGCUUUGGAAUUCCAUUCAUCUCAGUGUUAGAGCUAAGGCCUUUAGCUAGUGACAUUUAUGUAGCUGAUGCCGGAUCACUACUACUCAAAGGGCGCUAUGAUUUUGGUUCUGCAACCAAUAAAGUAAUAAGAUAUCGCGAUGACGUUUAUGACCGCUUGUGGUCGCCCCUCGAGACAGAUAAAUGGACACCGACGAAUACCUCCCUUGGAGUGAAUAAUAUAUCUGAUAGUGGCUAUGGACUACCCUUAACUGUCAUGAGCACUGCAUAUACACGAAACAAUAGUAUUCGUUACAUGGGAAUAUGGUGGACACUAGACAGAAAUCUCAGAUAUUUCUUCUACCUACACUUUGCGGAACUGGUAAAGCUGCAAAUGAACGAAUCUAGAGAAUUCAAUAUCUAUAUGAAUGGGGACUUGUGGUAUGACAUACCACUUAUUCCCACGUACUUGGUAGCAGACACACUGUGCGGCACAAAAGGCUCUAAACCUGAUCAUGAAGGAAAGAUCGAGAUUUGGUUUAACGCAACAGAAAAUUCAACUCUACCACCCCUAGUAAAUGCCUUGGAGUAUUAUGCGCUGCAGAAGAACUCGAGACAAGAAACAUAUGAAAAGGAUGCCAAUGCAAUACGGAACAUCAAGUUGGAGCAUGAAUUGAAGUUUAGAAACUGGCAAGGAGAUCCAUGUUCCCCUCAAGCUUACUUGUGGGACGGUCUUAAUUGUUCUUACAGUGACAACAAUCCACCUAGAAUUAUAUCCUUGAAUUUGUCCUCAAGCGGAUUGAAGGGAGAAAUAUCUCCUUACAUUGCGGAUAAAACGAUGUUGCAAUACUUGGAUCUAUCGAACAAUAGCCUAACUGGGACAGUGCCUGAAUUUUUAGCUCAAUUAUCAUUCUUGAGGGUUUUAAACAUAAAAGAAAACAACCUCAGUGGUCCGAUUCCACCUGCACUUCUUGAAAGAUCGAAAAAUGGCCUGUCAUUAAGUGCUGAUGCCAAUGUGAUCGGAAAUGAAACUUCAUCUUCACCGGGCUACUCGCGAGGAAAGAACAAGUUUGUUGUUCCACUGGUUGCAUUAGUCCGUGGAAUUUCGCUGCACUUUGUAUCAUAG
This is a messenger RNA of Morus notabilis, 1611 nucleotides long. RefSeq names its product putative leucine-rich repeat receptor-like serine/threonine-protein kinase At2g19230. The transcript has 8 exons. Bases 1 to 1611 code for a protein of 536 amino acids. Gene Ontology annotation, molecular function: protein binding. Lineage: Eukaryota; Viridiplantae; Streptophyta; Magnoliopsida; Rosales; Moraceae. The record is from RefSeq and is a predicted model, not a curated record.